AUGUCGCAAUACCCUCAUCCGUAUGGCUACAGCCAAUACCAUGGCGAAUACCCGCCACCGCCGUAUGCCUACCCGCACCCCUCCGGUUACCCGACACCCCAGACCGACCCCUACAACUCUUCUGCCGCACCAAUAUAUCACGAUGCUACACAAGCUGCUUUCAACAUGAACAUGAAUUCCACGCAUAUCCCGGGGCUUGGAGUAGGCGGCGCGGUUCCUCAUGAGACUCACCACAGCUUUUCGUCGAGUAUUUCGCCUUGGGCGCAGCCCCCUGGGUUUUCGCAAUUUGCGCCAAGUGGCCCGCCGACGCAGACCUCUGGAUCAAGCCCGUACAACCUCCACCACCCCCACCUCAACGCCACCCACAAUCCAAAAACUGGCGUACAGCCUCUGACGCAGCCCGUCCCGACUGCGGCGCACCCGACCGCCGAGGUUGAAAUGGAGGAAGGGGAGUUGAGCGAGGGUCAGUUCGAGGAUCUGUACGAGCCGCGGGAAGAGGACCCAGUUGCGCCCGCGCAGACCAUCAUGAGCGACUCCGCGUCCUAUUCGCCCGUUCCUGUCACCACGAGCAGAUUCAGAAGCGGAAAUUACCGGACCCCACAACCUGUCGAGGACAAGAGAGCUCAACCAAAAUCGAUCCAGCCCGUUGCUGGGGCGCCAAAACCUGCUGUCCCGGGCCUGGAAAUUGUGACCCAAGCCCCUGCGACCCAAGCCCCGAUCAUACCCUCUUUGAACGGCGGUUCGACCCAGAUCGGAAAUACUGUGCCGACGCAACAAGCCGAUCCAUCGAGUUCUUUCAGAUCCUUACAAGAAGCGAAGAAAGAGGCGCAGAAGGCGAUUUUGCGGUUGUGGCCCUUGGGGGUCAAGUACCAAAAUUAUCUCGACGAGGGGUUCGACGAAAAACUGAUCAAAAAUCUUUUUCUGGAUCUUCGUUUGGACAUGCCUAAGACCGCCACCAUCACCUCUGCCGCUCCAUCGAAGGGAGCGCAGCAAACGGAGGGCAAUGGAACUGGCUCGAAUAAGCCAGGUCAGCCCUCCGACACACGCCCACAACACGCUCCUAUCGCCACGAAGGACUCGUCCGCCAUGUCCGAACAGGCAAGGAAGGGCGAGGAACGAAAAGACCGUAUCGCAAGGCUCCUUGCAGCUAAGGCAGCCAAAGCACCAGCAGCACCGAACCCAUCUGUGCCUACUCCCGCACAACCUAAGCAAACCGAGUCAACUGCGCAGGACGAGAAAACCGCGCCAGCGCCGCCAAGUUCGGCACCGCCAGCCUCUGCAACACCAGCUUCAGCACCGCCAAAACCUAAGACGUGGGGCGAGAAAGAACGUUUGAUCUCAGCAGAAAAUAGCCGCGCUCCACAAAUCUCGAGAAGCUCAAAAGUCCCAGGGCAGGCAAACGGUUCUCACGCGUCGUCGAGCGCCCAAGCAACCCCAUCUCAACCUCGCCCGGCGUUGCCGGGCUUGAUGUUGUCAGCCAGUGUCCCGCAGAAUAAUCCGAACCAACGCAAGCGUCCAGUGGCCUCGGAUUUCGUUGAAUAUUCAGCGGUGUCCGCCCCUACCAAGCGACCCUUCGCCCAAGCCCGCAAAGAGACGUCGCUCAUUAUUGAUGUGAGUGACGAGUCUAACGACGAAGAGAUGGAUAUGGAUAUGGAUAUGGACAUGGGGUCACCAGUUGAUGAGGCAUUGCCCAUUCAAUCCAACGGCGCGCUUGGUCAACGUGGACCAGCUGUCCGUGAUUUCCCACCCCUUACGGAUUCCUUCCCCCCGCGCCAGUUUUCGAGUCCAGCGCCUUCUGUGACUCCACCCGGGGGUCGGGUUAACAGCAAACAGCGGACUGAGCUUGAUCUGAAAGAAAAAGCGAUCCAGGAUAUGAGACGGAAGAUCGCGCUUGCAGAGGCUAAGCGGAAAGUCAAACAGUCCUCUGGUGGCUCGGUGACGCCAGGCCAAACCGGAUCAGAAUCCAAAGAUGGCGACACCCUUCGGCUGCCAGUUGGCCGACCGACUGAGUCCAUGAGCAGCCCGCAUCAUUCAGACGGAGCUUCUGGCCAGCUUACACCGGACGCACCAUCAACCCGGCUUUCCCAGCCAGCCGAGACGCUGCCUCUUGAUCUGCGCCAGCGAGAACUGAGCCGUGACCGCAUCAUGAGUGUUCAAACACCUCGGGUUGCUUCACUCCUCACCGAAACAAUGAAGCGAAUGCAACAACUGCAAGCUGAACAAGCACGGUUGAAGGCCGAGAUCGACAAUAACGUUGCCGAGCAAAAGAGAUUGGCCGAUGAACUGCAAGCGCUGGAGACGGCUCCUCCGGCUGACAACUCACAGCCCAAUGGGUUACGUUCGGAGAAUGACUCGGGUGAUUCCUCGUCUUCCGGCACCGCAAACGGUACUGGCGAUCAACAGGACGAGGAUUUCCCAUUGCAAACAGCAAGCUUUUCGGCUGAUACUCAAAAUGAUGCGUUGUCGUCAACUCGAUCCGAGCCGGGAGGUAUUGGCGUUGCAUCUACGAUCGAAGACGAAGUCCCGGAAGAAGGGCCGCAAGAAAGGCUACAAGAAGGGUCGCAAGGUCGAUCACUGUCACCUUCCGUUACUAACCUCGGCACCGUUGAAUCUGCUGAUGUUGAUUUUGCUGAGCGUCUGUCGAACACCUCGGCACAGGUCGAAGAGCUUGUGCCGAAUGAUGACAUGGUCCAAGAAGAUGAUGGCCGGCGCCAAGGGGAUGCUGGGAUUGCCUUGGUGUCGUCACCCGAGUCACAGCCAGCUGAAAACAACACCCCUCCUCUAAAUGUGCCCGAACAAGUGGAUUCUUCGAAGGCCGACAAGACCACGCCUAUGGAACUAGAUUCGAGAUCCCCUAGUCCGGAGAUGCCGGGACCUACCAGCAACGUCGACCUAGAAUUUCUAGGCCCACUGCCUGACCAAAUAUCGAGCGCCGCGCAACCCCGAAAGGCAGUGCAGGAAAUAGAGACGGAUGUUUCGGGAGAAGUACAUGUCGUUUCUUCCUGUAUCUCGGGAGCAUCGAAGCUAACACAGUUGCAGGUGAAUCAUCGCCCAACGUCACAAUCAGAAAACAGAUUGAAUUUUUACGAGAGCCCACUUCGUUAUUUUCAUGCCUAUCGAUUUCACCCGGAGUACAAAAAUGCAGUUGCCGGUGGACUGAGGUCAUUGACUUACAGCAACAGAAUUGAUCCCGAGAAGGAACUGUGCCCUUUCGAACUUACUGGAGAACAGUGCCCCGCCAACUGCGAGUACCAGCAUUUCGGCUCUAUCAGUCCUCCGGAUGACCAAAUCCUCCUGGAGCUUGGGAAUUCCGACGACUAUAUUGGCGAGCAAAAGAGCCGGUUCAUCCAGGGCCUGCGGGAGCUCCUCCAGAAGUUCAAGGCCCAGAAAGUUAAGGACUUCGACACAAUAGCGCGCGGAAUCAUUGAAUUCCGCUCCCAGUUCCUCGGGGACAAGUCCAAGGUACUCCGCUUGGAAGGAGUCACCCUCUGA
This is a messenger RNA of Chaetomium globosum CBS 148.51, 3492 nucleotides long. RefSeq lists its product as uncharacterized. Bases 1 to 3492 code for a protein of 1163 amino acids. Lineage: Eukaryota; Fungi; Ascomycota; Sordariomycetes; Sordariales; Chaetomiaceae. Gene Ontology annotation, cellular component: nucleus; exosome (RNase complex). The record is from RefSeq and is a predicted model, not a curated record. The transcript is spliced from 4 exons.